AUCAUCUCCGCUUCUCCUCGCGCUUCUCCUUCGGAUAUCGCGGCGCCCACUUCGUCUUCUUCGGCGUCGCUCGUUCCCCAUUCCCCCACGAUUCUAGGGUUAGGGUUAGGGUUUGGGUUUCCUCUCCCUCCUCCGAGCUCCCUCUCAUGGUGAUCCGGCCCCCCGAGCUGGGCAUGGCCGUCGCUGGGAUCGGAGCCGUCUCCAAGACCCCCUUCCCCCUCCGCGCCCCGCUCUUCCUCUGCGCCCGCCGCCGCCGCCGCAGCUCCGCCGCCGCCGCCGUCGAGACCGCGGCGGAGCCGCGCCGUUCUCCGCCGUCCCCGCCGCCUCCGGCUUCCGAUGGAACUGGGGGUGAAGGAUCCGAGGGCCCGGAGUGGAAGAUGCUGAGUUCGAAGGAGCUCGGGAUCAGGACUUCGAUGAUCUCGAAGCCUACGAAAUCCGUUCUCAAUAGGCUUAGAACAAAAGGGUAUGAUGUGUACCUGGUUGGGGGCUGCGUACGAGACCUCGUAAUGAAGAGGACUCCGAAAGAUUUUGACAUUAUAACUACGGCGGACCUUAAAAAGGUGCGAGAAGCAUUUCCAAGAUGUGAUAUAGUCGGGAAGCGUUUUCCUAUUUGCCAUGUGCAUAUCAAUGACUCCAUCGUGGAGGUCUCAAGUUUUAGUACUUCUUUACAAAAUCCGAAAAACAACUUAAUCCGACGUGCAAGAAGAUCCGACUGUGGUGAGGAUGAUGAUCUUAGAUGGAGAAACUGUCUGGGACGGGAUUUUACUAUUAAUGGGCUGAUGUUUAAUCCGUAUUCCAAUCUAGUUUACGAUUAUUUGGGUGGCAUGGAAGAUAUUAAGAAAGCCAAAAUUCGGACUGUAAUUCCUGCAAGCACUUCAUUCCAGGAGGACUGCGCUCGAAUUCUGCGUGCAAUCAGAAUUGCUGCUCGCUUGGGCUUCAGCUUUUCAAGAGAAACAGCUCAUUCCGUGAAGAAUCUCGCCUGCACUGUGCUAAGACUCGACAAGGGUAGAAUCCUCAUGGAAAUGAAUUACAUGCUUGCAUACGGUUCGGCUGAAGCUUCUUUGAGGUUGCUUUGGAAAUUUGGCCUUUUGGAACUUCUGUUACCUAUUCAGGCGGCAUAUUUUGUUUCACGUGGUUUUAAAAGGCGAGAUGAAGGAACUAACAUGCUACUGGCGUUUUUCUCUAACUUGGACAAGCUUCUUGCGCCCAACAAACCAUGCCACAGUUGCAUAUGGAUCGGGAUUCUAGCAUUUCAUCAAGCGCUGGUUUAUCGACCGCGAGAUCCUUUGGUGGUGGCCACGUUCACCCUCUCUCUCCACAACGGCGGAGAUUUGCCAGAAGCCGUGAAUAUAGCGAGGAGGAUUACCCAUCAGCACGACGCUAGCUUCCCGGAACUGUUGCAACCACAAGCGUGGGUAAGAGACGAGGAUUUGGUCACUGAGGUACUGGACCUCGCCAAGUCUGUGAGCAUUGCGUUGAGUUCGAUGACCGAUGAGCAUGUGGUUUCACAAGCAAUGGCGAGGUACCCUCAGGCACCGUAUUCGGAUCUCGUAUUUAUCCCGCUGCAAUCGUACUUGAAGGUUUGCCGAACAUUCGAGUGUGUUCGCAAAACCCAGAGGGAGAGCGGCUUCAUUCCGAAACGCGGCAGCAACAUAAACUACUUAAAUCUGGCCCACGGCGGGCUCGCGGAGGCCCGACACGUCCUGGCCCGGGUUGUUUUCGACACCGCGUUCCCUCCGAAGCUCGAGAAGCGAGGCCAACAUGUCCAAACCGAGGAUCAAAAGUAGAUGACGAAGAGAAUGCAUUAUUCGGAGACUCGCAGCUAAUAGAGAGCAACACCUGCCUCUUUCUCUUAAUGGCAUUAUUACUGCAGGUACCGCACGGUGUUUUCGUGAAAUGAAGCUCGCCGGGGUUGGAUUAGUCGGGAAAUUGAACGAAGAGCAGCGGUGGGUGCGAAGAAAACAAUCUUGGGAGUAUUCACUCCCAGGUAAAAUGCCUGCUUCUGCACGGAUAACAUGUGCAAUCUUAUGGAACCAGGUAUGAGGUUUAUUUGUAUGUGGAAAUGGAGUUCGCUAUAUCAGGUUUCCUCUGGCCUCCUUCGCAAAAUCUACAUUUAAAAAUAGAGCUCCGUUCUAAAAACGAAAAAGAAGAAGAACAGCUGUAUCUUAGAUGACCCACGAGUGUUGUUGUAUAAUGAUAUAAAGAUCAUAAAUGCACGAAGAGAGCUUUUGUUUUUGUACACUUACUUUUUAUUGUGCUCUUCAUU
This is a messenger RNA of Ananas comosus (pineapple), 2266 nucleotides long. RefSeq lists its product as uncharacterized. NCBI's taxonomy places the organism in Eukaryota, Viridiplantae, Streptophyta, Magnoliopsida, Poales, Bromeliaceae. The record is from RefSeq and is a predicted model, not a curated record. The transcript has 12 exons. Gene Ontology annotation, biological process: RNA processing. The coding region runs from base 147 to 1787 and encodes 546 amino acids. Gene Ontology annotation, molecular function: RNA binding; nucleotidyltransferase activity.